AUCCCAAUCCUUCGCCCACGUCUACUGUCAUGACUUCGGCCCCUUUUUCUGUGCUUUGAGUUUGGCAGGGUACCCUCCAUGUGACUCUGGACUCUCACGUGUCUCUCCUCAGGUGUUCAUAUAUGUUAUCUGAUCUGACUUGUCUCACGUGUCUCUCCUGUCUCUCCUCAGGUGUUCAUAUAUGUUAUCUGAUCUGACUUGUCUCACGUGUCUCUCCUGUCUCUCCUCAGGUGUUCAUAUAUGUUAUCUGAUCUGACUUGUCUCACGUGUCUCUCCUGUCUCCCCUCAGGUGUUCAUAUAUGUUAUCUGAUCUGACUUGUCUCACGUGUCUCUCCUGUCUCUCCUCAGGUGAGCCACAGCUUCACAGCAGGGAUCCUCCUCGCGUCGGAGAACAGUCGCUGCUCAUCGGCGCCCCCCCCCUCUGACAGGCGUUUGCCAUGGCGACCCGUCCUCCUCCCCCAGUCCUCCUCCCCCCCCAUCCCUCCAGAACGCUCCGUUAGCCCCGAUAGCAACGAUAGCAUCUCGGAGGAGCUGAACCACUUCAAACCCAUCGAGUGUUCGCCGUGCACUCCUCCCAGACGCCUGGCUGACGGACGCCUGGUGAUAACCUCCGUCGUGAAGUCCACCCCCAGGAACCUGAACCUGAGCCUGAACCAGAACCAGGACCAGAGCCUGAACCAGGACCAGAGUCUGAGACCCAGCAGAUACGAGGUUGGAGCCGCAUUGAUGCAGAAAUGGAGGCAGAUCGAACUGGACCGGCAGAAAAUGAAGUUAAACGGCAAUCUGAGCGGAGAGGAAACACCCUCUGAUCGGCACGGCAACAAGAGAUCCCCCUCUGAUCGGCCCGGCAACAAGAGGUCAGAGUCCCCCUCUGAUCGGCCCGGCAACAAGAGGUCAGAGUCCCCCUCUGAUCCGCCCGGCAACAAGAGGUCAGAGUCCCCCUCUUAUCCGCCCGGCAACAAGAGGUCAGAGUCCCCCUCUGAUCCGCCCGGCAACAAGAGGUUAGAGUUCGACUCUCAGGACGCCGUGCAGAGGAAGAAGAUCCACGUUCCUGCUGUCAAGGAGAGGAGCUCCUGCAGGAAGCGGGCCUUCUCUCCGGUCCUCAAGAACUUCAGGAUCCAGACCCGGAAACUGGGCCAGAACCAGAAGGAGUCCGAGCAGCAGGGAAGGAAGAGCCAGGAGAAGACUCGGCACCUGGACCUGGACCAGGACCAGGAGAAGACCUGGCACCUGGACCUGGACCAGGAGAAAACCCGGCACCUGGACCUGGACCAGGAGAAGACCCGGCACCUGGACCUGGACCAGGAGAAGACCCGGCACCUGGACCUGGACCAGGAGAAGACCCGGCACCUGGACCAGGACCGGGUUCUGGCCCUCCGACUCCAGAGACAGUUUGACCUGGAGACCAGCAGCCGGCCUGAAGCCUACUUCCUGCGAUCCUGGAGGUCCAAUCAGAACUGCAGGAGGCGGGGCCUGAGGAGGUCUCGGCGAAUCAGCACCAAGCACUAAAGGGGAAGGAGGAGAGGGAAUAUGCAAAGAGACUAUCGAUUCACCAGCACAUCACCAAACCCUGAAUCCAGAUGUAAAUCAGAGGGUCUUAAAGAUUCACUCUGGAGACCGUCUUUGGACAUUUCACAUUUAUAUAUUUUUAGACAUUUUAUUUACUCUUUAUUUUUUACAAAUCACAUAAAAAAUAUCAGAUUUUCUCCUGAAUUUAAAAUGUUGUUUUUCUAUCUUGGGUGUUUGGGACUUCCUGAUCUCUCAGGAGACGUUUCCUCCUCGGUUUGAGACUUUAGAUAUAACUUUCUCAGCUCUCUGACGUUAUGACAGACAGACAGACAGACAGACAGACAGAGAGACAGACAGAGAGACAGACAGACAGACAGAGAGACAGAGAGACAG
Messenger RNA from Notothenia coriiceps (black rockcod), 1902 nucleotides. RefSeq names its product serine/arginine repetitive matrix protein 1-like. The transcript has 2 exons. Bases 727 to 1509 code for a protein of 260 amino acids. The record is from RefSeq and is a predicted model, not a curated record. NCBI's taxonomy places the organism in Eukaryota, Metazoa, Chordata, Actinopteri, Perciformes, Nototheniidae.